Purpureocillium lilacinum is the source of this 1155-nucleotide messenger RNA. RefSeq lists its product as uncharacterized. The record is from RefSeq and is a predicted model, not a curated record. Lineage: Eukaryota; Fungi; Ascomycota; Sordariomycetes; Hypocreales; Ophiocordycipitaceae.
AUGCCCAUCGUGAACCACGUCGUCCUGGCCUCGGGAGCCGUCGUCGCCGUCUCGGUGGCCGUCGCCGCCGCGCUGGCCAUGUACGAGUCGCCUGAGCUGCGACGCUACGCCGACGACAUCCGGCGACGCAUCGCCAUGACCCUGCACUCGAUGGGCGACGGCAUCAACCCGCCCCACCGCGAGCCCCGGUUCAACAGGCCCGAGGACGCCGAGGGCUUCAUGCUGUCCCGCGGCGGAGCCCGCGCCGGCGCCGAACCCGGUGUCGAUGCCGAUGACGAGACCCGCAGGAGGCAGCGCGAGGAGCUCCUCUACUGGAACAGGGUGCUGCUCGAGAAGAAGGACAAGGAGGAGAAGGAACCGGCUGCGCUGCCAGCCCCCAUGGAGAGACCCGCCGGCGCCCAUCGGGGGUCAUCGUUUGACGAUUUCCUGCGCAAGGACGAGGGUGCCGAGACGGGGGCGUACGUCUUCAAGAGUGGCGCCGAGGUGCAAGAUUCGCAGCCUGGGCUGCGGCAUCGCGGCGAAGGCUCACGAGGGUUCUCCUCUGCGCUGUACACGAACCCGUUCGCGGACGAGCACCACAUUGACAGCGACGACGUUGCGGAGAUGAGCGCCACCUUCAUUGCGCCUGGAAAGGAUGAAGGUUUGUCGGACAUUUACAGCGCAACCACGCGCGAGGGCGACGAUGUGCGCAGCGCCACGCUGGAGCCAUCACCCGCCCUCAUCGACAUUGUUUCGCACACGCAAGCAUCCCAGCAGUCUCCGUCUGAGCUACCAGGCACGCUGGAGCGCGAGCUCGCCAACGACGAGUACAUGUCUGCCGGGCAGGAGGACCGCCACGAGGCGUACGCAUCCAUCCAGGCGUGGGCGCAAGACUCGAGCCGCAACUUCUACUCGCCCCUGCCGGUCACGCCUGCGGCACCCAUGUCGGAGCCGGAGCUCGUCAGCGACGACGGGCAGCUGACGCCGACGGACUCGGUUUCCCUGGUCGGGUCCGGGGAGGACCUCGCUCAGGACGCACGUUCGCUUCGCGCGGCCGAGACGGGUCGGCCGUACGACGUGCUCAGCGCCAGCGAGGGGGUGCUGACGCCAGUGAGCUGGUCCGAGGUAGGCAGUGUCAUCAGCGAGAGCGACGCCCACGGUCCCGUGCAAGCAUAG